Cucurbita maxima (winter squash) is the source of this 3006-nucleotide messenger RNA. RefSeq names its product B3 domain-containing transcription repressor VAL2. The record is from RefSeq and is a predicted model, not a curated record. Gene Ontology annotation, molecular function: DNA binding; zinc ion binding. The transcript has 13 exons. Lineage: Eukaryota; Viridiplantae; Streptophyta; Magnoliopsida; Cucurbitales; Cucurbitaceae. Bases 176 to 2872 code for a protein of 898 amino acids.
GUGUCUUGAAGCAUCAUCGUGCAUCAGUGCAUGCAUUUUGUGCUUCCCAACUUCUCCUCUUCAUCCUCUCUCUCAAUCUCUACUUUAUUCCUCGGUUGCUUUGGGAGCACUCGUCUUCUCCGUUCAACUUUCCGAUUCCGAUCAGAGAUCCAGCUCUAAGAAUUGAGAUUGAGGAAUGGCUUCGAGGACUUGCAUGAAUGUGUCAUGCGGAGCAUCCUCUUCAACCGAAUGGAGGAAAGGUUGGGCUCUGCGAUCUGGCGAUUUUGCUACUCUCUGCGAUAAGUGCGGGUCUGCUUACGAGCAGUCAAUUUUCUGCGAUGUGUUCCAUUUAAAAGACUCUGGCUGGAGGGAGUGUACCUCAUGUGGCAAGAAUCUUCAUUGCGGAUGCAUUGCUUCCAAGUUCCUGAUGGAGCUUCAUGACAGUGGGGGGGUGAACUGUAUAAGCUGCGCUAAAGAUUUAGAGCUUCAUAUUACCGGUACUAGUGAAAAGCUGAAUGGGCUUGGCACACCACAAGUUCAGAAUUCUGGUGCUUUACAAACACUUUUAGUGGAAGAUGAUAACAGUGAUAGAAUAAGGCUCGUCCAGCAGGGAAACAAGGCAGAGGGAAAUGAACUUAGGGAAUCACUCCUAUUGCAAAGUAAUGACAAAACUGGAUCCUUAGUUCAAAUGAAACAUGAAGAAAAUAUUUCUCUGGUGAAAGAUGUUGGGUAUGUAUCUUCCUUGGAAUUCAAUCAGGUGACGACAAACGGGUUGAAUGAAACUGCCAAACAGGAAAUCUGCAAAGCAGAUAAUGGAACAAAGUUUACUUAUGAUUCUCUUGCUUUCGGAUGUGGUAACUCAAAUCCUCUUCCCGGUGUUUCUAGUGAUGAAAAAGAGGAUAGCAAGUCAUCCUCUCCUUUGCUUCUAGGUUCUAGAUCUCGUCAUCUUAUUCCGAAGCCCGCACGUGCAUUAUUUAAUGUAGGCUUAGAGCCAAAUGCUAGCAUGGUUUCACAAGUACGCGUAGCAAGGCCACCUGCUGAAGGGAGGGGGCGGAAUCAAUUGCUUCCUCGUUAUUGGCCCAGGAUUACUGACCAAGAACUGCAACAGAUAUCUGGAGCUUCAAAUUCCACUGUUGUGCCAUUGUUUGAAAAGAUGCUCAGUGCCAGUGAUGCUGGUCGGAUAGGCCGAUUAGUUGUCCCAAAAGCCUGUGCUGAAGCAUAUUUUCCUCCAAUCUCUCAGCCAGAAGGCCUUCCUAUAAGAAUUCAAGAUAUCAAAGGAAAAGAGUGGGUGUUUCAGUUCAGGUUUUGGCCCAAUAAUAACAGUAGAAUGUAUGUUUUGGAAGGUGUAACUCCCUGCAUACAGUCCAUGCAGCUACAAGCUGGAGAUACAGUGACUUUUAGCCGCAUGGAUCCUGAAGGCAAACUUAUUAUGGGAUUUCGCAAAGCAUCAAGCUCUUCUAUUAUGCAGGAUACUCAUCCAAAUGCUCUCUCUACUGCUGGUGGCCAUUCGAGUGAAUUCUUUUCAAGUGUUUUUGAAAAUCUUCCUAUGUUGAGUGGCCAUUCCAGCCUUCUACAGUCCUUGAAGGGCAAUAUGGAUCCCCAUCUCAAUUUAUUGCCUGGGUACUUCAAUCAACCUGGUGCUGAUAUGAGCUGGCAAAAAGCUGAGAAGCAUGAUGAUAAAUCAAGAGAGGGCUUGCUCCUGUCUUCAAUGCUUGCACCAGAGAGGAAAAGAACUCGAAAUAUAGGGUCUAAAAGUAAAAGGCUGCUCGUUGAUUGUCAGGAUGCGCUGGAGUUGAAACUCAAGUGGGAAGAGGUGCAGGAUUUGCUUCGUCCACCACCAACUGUCAAACCGAGCAAGUUUGUGAUUGAAGAUCAUGAGUUUGAAGAAUAUGAAGAACCUCCAGUUUUUGGAAAGAGGAGCAUUUUUUUGGUCCGCUCAAAUCGGGGGCAAGAGCAAUGGGCACAGUGUGAUGAUUGCUCUAAAUGGCGAAAAUUGCCAGUUGAUGUACUUCUGCCCUCCAAGUGGACAUGCGUGGAAAAUAUUUGGGAUCAAAGCAUGAGUUCAUGUUCUACACCUGAAGAACUGACAACAAGGGAACUGGAACAUAUUCUCAGAUUAAAUAAGGAAUUCAAGAGACAGAGAACUUUGGCUUUCAAUAGACCAAUCCAGGAUCAUGAAUCCUCUGGUCUGGAUGCUCUGGCAAAUGCUGCAACUUUAGGAGAUAAUGUCAGUGAUCCAGGUACUGCAUCAGUUGCAACUACAACAAGGCAUCCGAGGCACCGUCCUGGGUGCUCAUGCAUUGUGUGCAUCCAACCACCCAGUGGAAAGGGAAAGCACAAACCUACAUGCACAUGCAAUGUUUGUAUGACAGUUAAACGUAGAUUUAAAACUCUAAUGAUGCGCAAGAAGAAGCGGCAGUCUGAGCGUGAAGCUGAAAUUGCACAGAAGAAUCAGCUUAAGUGGGGCUCUAGAGAUGAAACUGAGUUGGACAACACCUCUAGACAUGUAUCCCUCAACCUCGGUCCUUCUGAAAAUGAAGCCCAACUGACAAAUGAAUCCAGAAGCCGAAGUAAUUUGGUCGAAACUGGUAAGGACCAAUUAGAUUUGAAUUGCCAUCCUGACCAGGAAAAUGAAGUACAAGGGGUGUCGAACCGAGUGAGCAUGAUGAGUCUCGUUCAAAUAGCAAGCCUGCCAUUGGAGACGUACUUGAAGCAGAAUGGUCUUACGAGUUUGUUACCGGAGCCACAGGUAAGUUUGGCAUCAUCACAUGCACCAGCACAAGGUGCAAAUGAGGUCGAAGGUGCGAUGAACGAUGAUGAUGGGUGUUUUGCUUCUUCUGCCCAAGACCAGGAAAGUGAGGGAGAAGAAAUCUGUGAAAAAGAUCAAAGUUGAAAUUCAAUCGUGGCUCUUGUUCAUGAUUAUUAAAUACUAAUAUGUUAAGUAUAGGAUAUUUAAUUUUAAUGUAAAUAGCAAAAAAGUUUAGUUCCUUUUUCUUCUGGCAAAAUGUAUAUAACUUUCUUGUGGUU